Messenger RNA from Jatropha curcas, 1695 nucleotides. Lineage: Eukaryota; Viridiplantae; Streptophyta; Magnoliopsida; Malpighiales; Euphorbiaceae. The record is from RefSeq and is a predicted model, not a curated record.
ACGAAGCACACGCACAUUCUCUCUCCCUCUCCCGCAAAUCUCUGUUCCUCUCUCACAGUCUUUCUUUUGAUUUUAUUUCUUUCUUUUAAGCCCAUUUAGAGUUUAGAAGAAUACUCAAAGCAGAGUACUCUGUUAUCUACUCCUCUGUUUCUGUAAUCUAUAUUUAAGGGAAAUUAAUUAGAGCCAAGAUGACUAACCAAAAUGUGGUAGUAUCCGAUACAAAAUCCACUAUCAACUUGGCAAUCACAGUUCAUGUAUCUAACUCCAAUAUCUUCACCACGGCGGCACAAAAGCCGCCGGCGGCUCCAGCUGGGUAUAUCUCCAUUUCAAGAAAGAAACUUUUAAAGAAUCUUGAGAUCAAUGGAGGACCAAGAAUUAAUGCUUGGGUCGAGUCAAUGAGAGCUUCUUCUCCUACCCAUCUCAAAUCAACACCACCUUCUCUUACUGAUGACCAAAGAUCAUGGAUUCUCCACCACCCAUCGGCUUUGGACAUGUUUGAGCAAAUAAUCGACGCUUCAAAAGGGAAACAAAUAGUUAUGUUUUUAGAUUAUGAUGGUACUCUGUCACCAAUAGUAGAUGAUCCAGAUCGAGCUUUCAUGUCCAAGAAGGUAUAUAUAUAUAUAUAUAUAUAUAUAUACAUAUACAUAAAGAUGAGAGCAACAGUAAGAAGGCUUGCAAGAUGUUUUCCUACUGCAAUAGUAAGCGGAAGAUGCAGAGAUAAGGUCUACAACUUUGUACGAUUAGCAGAACUGUACUACGCUGGAAGCCAUGGCAUGGACAUUAAGGGACCAGCAAAAGGCUCCAAAUACAAGAAAGGUAAUGAAGGUCUUAUCUUUCAACCUGCAAGCGAAUUUCUCCCCAUGAUCGAUGAGGUCUAUAAGGAAUUGGUAGAGAAAACUAAAUCAACUGCAGGAGCCAAGGUGGAGAAUAACAAGUUCUGUGUGUCUGUCCAUUUUCGCUGUGUUGAUGAGAAAAAAUGGAGUGAACUGGCCCAAGUGGUUAGGUCAGUUUUGAAAGACUACCCAAAGCUUCGACUUACUCAAGGAAGGAAGGUACUGGAAAUCCGUCCUACUAUUAAAUGGGACAAAGGGAAGGCUCUUGAAUUUUUGUUGGAGUCCCUUGGAUUCGCCAAUUGCACCGAUGUUUUUCCUGUUUAUAUCGGAGAUGAUCGCACGGAUGAAGAUGCAUUUAAGGUAUUAAGAGAAAGAGGACAAGGUUUUGGUAUCUUAGUGUCUAAAUUUCCAAAGGACACUAAUGCCUCUUAUUCUCUACAAGAACCAACUCAGGUUAUGGAUUUUUUGCAACGUUUGGUAGAGUGGAAAAAGAUAUCACUACAAGGGCAACCAAGGAUGUAAAGAGUAGAAGAAGAUAUCAUAUAUUUUUAUAUAUGUAUAUUUAUAUGUAUCCACCCCUUUUCAAAAAAAAAAAAAAAAAAAAAAUGUGACUAAGGGUGGAUUAGGAGAUAUGUAAUUUUCUUGUUCAAGGUUUAAAAUUGGACAGAACAAGAAAGAUAGACCCUAGAAAAAGGAAGGGAAAAAAAAAAACAAGAGAGAAAAACAAGUCACUAUUUCUUGGCUUGAAAGCAUUUGUACAUCUUUGUAACUACUUGAGUAGUGAGUACAAAGGGGGGUAAAUAAUUUGUAAUUUUGCAAGGUUUGGCUUAAUGCAUAGAGUUUCUUACUCUAAGAUUCAGUA